Messenger RNA from Zingiber officinale, 1072 nucleotides. RefSeq names its product protein YIPF1 homolog. Gene Ontology annotation, biological process: vesicle-mediated transport. Gene Ontology annotation, molecular function: small GTPase binding. The transcript has 6 exons. The record is from RefSeq and is a predicted model, not a curated record. Gene Ontology annotation, cellular component: membrane; Golgi apparatus. Bases 97 to 957 code for a protein of 286 amino acids. NCBI's taxonomy places the organism in Eukaryota, Viridiplantae, Streptophyta, Magnoliopsida, Zingiberales, Zingiberaceae.
UAUUUCUUUUCGAGUCUUCUCCUCGUCGUUGGCUCGUUUCUGGACUGGAUCUGGAAAGCUUUCCUUCGAGGGCGAGUUCUCCGAAGAAGAGCGAAGAUGAUGUCGAGCGGCGGAUACACCUCCAUCGGCAACGACAACAGCGGUGGGAAUAUCUCCGGAUCCGUUCCGGCCGUUGUCUCCGGUCCGGAUCACGUCGCCCUCAAGUUCAAAGAGUCUAAUUUACAGACCUUUCCACCGACUUCGGAUUCUCAGGGCAAGAUUCCUGUCUUCCGUCCCCCUUCCGAUGCUGACGAUACAUUCUCGAAGCCUGCGCAUGGGAGCUCCGAUGAACCUCAGCAGUCGGGAUGGAUGCAUGCGUUCACUGUGGGUGCUUACAAACCUUAUUUCGAUGUCGAUACUGCUGACGUUCUGGAAAGGAUUAAAGAUUCCCUUUUCCCGUUCAGAGGGACUUUCACUGAGAAGACAUCUGAUAAUCCGGAUCUAUAUGGUCCAUUCUGGAUAUGCACCACUUUGAUCUUUGUGGCAGCUGCCAUUGGCACAUUUGUCACAUAUUUAGCACACAAGUUGCAGCAUAAAGAGUGGGACUAUGAUAUCAAUUUGGUCACUUGGUCUGCUGGUUUAUUCUAUGGCUAUGUCACCUUUGUCCCCCUUGGUUUAUUCAUCAUACUUAAAUACUUCUCAACACCAUCUGGUCUUGUUCAACUUUGGUGUUUAUAUGGCUAUUCCUUGUUUGUAUUCAUUCCUGCUCUGUGCCUCUCCAUUGUACCCGUGGAAAUCUUCAGAUGGGUGAUCGUCGGCAUUGCAGGAUUCAUGUCUGCAACCUUUGUCGCACUUAAUCUUCGCACACACAUUAUGUCAUCUGGAGAUAGGUGGUUCCUAAUCGUCGCCGGAAUAUUUCUGCUGCAGUUGGCCCUUGCUGUCGUCUUGAAGCUCUACUUCUUUACAAUCACCGUAUGAACAAGUUAACAUGGUAGUAAAUAUUGAUACUUCAGUCUAUGGUAGGAUGAUUGCAACAAUCAUUUUGUUCGACCAUUUUCAUAUAUGUUAUUCAGUCUCAUUCAUUUCAAUUUCA